AUGAUGCGGUUGUUGAGUUUUGCUUUUGCGUUGGCGGUAGUUGGGAAUGUCGCCGGAGGAGAUAUCGAGAAAUUGGUCAGCGGAUUUGAGGGUGAGUAUUAUUCAGGACAUUUUCUUUGACAAGAGAUGUAAAGAAAAACGCUUAUUUUCAUGUUGUAAAACAAGCUAACGAAGAUCCAGCCAUAAGAAAAAAUUUCGGUUUUUAUGAACCGUUUGAGAAUUUGAAGUCUUUAUUAAAUCUGAUUUUCUUUGCAAACACCCCUUUGUUUUCAGCCGCCCAACGACGACUUCUUCCUGAAAUCACAAUCGGCCUCACGAGAAAUGAAGCCAGCUUAGUCCGGGUCCUUGUCCUAAACCGGGUCCGCUCUUCAACCGGUCAAAUGAGAGAAGCCUUGGCCAACAAGAAUGUACAAAAGGCCUAUGUCAAGCUCCUCAAAGCUUCGUUGAAAAAAGCCAACGCUGAGCCACAUUUGACGUCAUAUUUAGUCGAGGUAUGUGGCAUUUAUUAAUUACUGUUUUACAGAUCUCUGUUGCUCUGCAUGAAUUUGAGAUAGAGAAGUUCUACUGACGGUUACUUUCCAGGUUGUGAAGCAGCAAGAAGCUCUUCGAGAGCUCGGCGAGAGAAGCCCAAGAGCUUUGAAGGCCUACUGGGCGGUCGUUGAAAAGUUUGACCAGCUGAGUCCAGCAACCAAGAGAAAGAUCGCUUGGGUUGAUCCAUCUGCCGGAAGACUUUUUGGGGGUAGGUUUUGAUUCAACUCCAUUGUCCUACUUUGUCAAUUUUUGUCAACCGAAAAGAGACUACUGUUGUCUUACAUUUUAUUGUUCUUCCAUUAUCCGUCUAAACUUUCAGACAAGCAACUCCGCGCGUUGGCUGAAGCCUCGGCUGCCUCCGGAAUUCACAAAUCCAGCGAGUCAUCUGAAUCCAACAGCUCUAGCGAGUCAAACGAGAAGAUCAUUAUCGAAAAGACUGAAAAAGUCGCGUCUCCAGAAGCCGUAGAAACUCCAGAAGAUGCAUCGGGAGUCCCAGCCCCACUUUCUAAAGCCACUCCGGUGUCUAAAGAAGCCGUUCAAGAAGAAGAAGGGUUUGAACAACUUGAGCGAAUCCCGCACGGUGCUGAGUUCCAACCGAAGAAAAAGGCCACCAAUCUGCCAACGCAUUCUAUUAACUUUGGUGUGGUCGAAAGCAAAUCGCAAGAAUUGCCUGAGGGAAUUCCAAUUCUGAAGCCUGACAUAACCCUUGAGGAGAUGAAGAAGUUGGCGGCACAAAGUUUGGGAUUCAGAAGAUUCCGUCAUUAUUAA
Molecule: messenger RNA, 1299 nt
Organism: Bursaphelenchus xylophilus (pine wood nematode)
Lineage: Eukaryota; Metazoa; Nematoda; Chromadorea; Rhabditida; Aphelenchoididae
Source: the annotation of a GenBank genome assembly